Messenger RNA from Echinops telfairi (small Madagascar hedgehog), 4255 nucleotides. It is a transcript of the gene OPLAH, whose product is annotated as 5-oxoprolinase, ATP-hydrolysing. Gene Ontology annotation, biological process: glutathione metabolic process. The record is from RefSeq and is a predicted model, not a curated record. The transcript is spliced from 26 exons. The coding region runs from base 327 to 4229 and encodes 1300 amino acids. Gene Ontology annotation, molecular function: 5-oxoprolinase (ATP-hydrolyzing) activity. NCBI's taxonomy places the organism in Eukaryota, Metazoa, Chordata, Mammalia, Afrosoricida, Tenrecidae. Gene Ontology annotation, cellular component: cytosol.
CCCGAGGUCCAAGCCGGAGGUACUGGAGAGAGCCCAGCGGCGCGCCCCUCGGGAAGGCCUGCGCCGGCGCAGGGUUUUCCCCAGGGGCGCUGAGAAGUCCGUGGUGGGGACAUCGGCUGCACCCAGGCCUGUCCAGCUGCGUCUGAACCCAGGGGUCUCCCCUCCAGGCCUCAGAGCGCGGGCCGCACUCCCCCCCGCCCCGCCCCCCGCACUCCUGCCCUCCCCAGACUGACUGCCCUGGGGGCGGAGCCUCUGCUCGGAGGUCGGCCCCUCCUACCUGUGGGUGACCGUCCGCCGCCCACCCUCCUCCCUGCCCAGUGCUCCCCAUGGAAGAUCUGCUCCUAGACGCCAGCCCCAUCAUCAUGGGCAGCCCAGAGGGCCGCUUCCAUUUCGCCAUUGACCGCGGGGGCACCUUCACCGACGUGUUUGCCCAGUGCCCAGGUGGGCACGUACGAGUCCUGAAGUUGCUCUCUGAGGACCCUGCCAACUAUGCCGACGCGCCCACGGAGGGCAUCCGCCGCAUCCUGGAGCAGGAGGGGGGUGUGCAGCUGUCCCGGGACCGGCCGCUGGACACCAGCCGCAUCGCCAGCAUCCGCAUGGGCACCACUGUGGCCACCAACGCACUGCUGGAGCGUCGUGGUGAGCGUGUGGGACUCCUGGUGACACGAGGCUUCCGAGACCUGCUGCACAUCGGCACCCAGGCCCGAGGGGACCUCUUUGAUCUGGCCGUGCCCAUGCCUGAAGUGCUGUACGAGGAGGUGGUGGAGGUGGAUGAGCGUGUUGUGCUGUACCACUGCGAUCCAGGUGCCAGCACGCCAGUCAAAGGCCGCACUGGGGACCUGUUGGAGGUCCAGCAGCCCGUGGACCUCGGGAGCCUGCGUGGGAAGCUGGAGGGGCUUCUGGCCCGCGGCAUCCGCAGCCUGGCUGUUGUCCUCAUGCACUCGUACACGUGGGCCCAGCAUGAGGAGCAGGUGGGCGCCCUGGCCCGAGAGCUGGGCUUCACACAAGUGUCGCUGUCCUCGGAAGCCAUGCCAAUGGUGCGCAUCGUGCCUCGGGGCCACACAGCCUGCGCUGAUGCCUACCUCACGCCCGCCAUCCGGCGCUACGUGCAGGGCUUCUGCCGGGGCUUCCAGGGCCAGCUCAAGGAUGUGCAGGUGCUGUUCAUGCGCUCAGAUGGCGGGCUGGCACCCAUGGACGCCUUCAGUGGCUCCCGAGCCGUGCUCUCGGGCCCUGCUGGGGGUGUGGUUGGUUACUCCACCACCACGUACCGGGCUGAAGGCAGCCAGCCGGUCAUUGGCUUUGACAUGGGAGGCACGUCCACCGACGUGAGCCGCUACGCAGGGGAAUUUGAACAUGUCUUUGAGGCCAGUACAGCCGGUGUCACCCUCCAGGCCCCGCAGCUGGACAUCAACACAGUGGCAGCUGGUGGGGGCUCCCGCCUCUUCUUCAGGUCCGGCCUCUUUGCGGUUGGGCCUGAGUCUGCCGGAGCCCACCCUGGUCCUGCUUGCUACCGGAAAGGGGGCCCUUUGACACUGACGGAUGCUAACCUGGUCCUGGGUCGCCUGCUGCCCGCCUCAUUCCCCUGCAUCUUUGGGCCUGGAGAGGACCAGCCACUGUCCCCCGAGGCCUCUCGUAAGGCCCUGGAAGCUGUGGCCUCUGAAGUCAACAACUUCCUGGCAAACGGACCCUGCCCAGCCUCCCCACUGAGCCUGGAGGAGGUGGCCAUGGGCUUCGUGCGUGUGGCCAACGAGGCCAUGUGCCGGCCCAUCCGUGCACUCACCCAGGCGCGAGGCCACGACCCCUCAGCCCACGUGCUGGCCUGCUUUGGGGGUGCAGGCGGGCAGCAUGCUUGUGCCAUUGCCCGGUCCCUGGGCAUGGACACCGUGCACAUCCACAGGCACAGCGGGCUACUGUCGGCGCUCGGCCUGGCCCUGGCAGAUGUGGUGCACGAGGCCCAGGAGCCCUGCGCCCUGCUCUACAGCCCUGAGACCUUCGUGCAGCUGGACCAGAGGCUGAGCCGCUUGGAGGAGCAGUGUGUGGACGCCCUGCGGGCCCAGGGCUUCCCCAGGUCCCAGAUCAGCACGGAGAGCUUUCUACACCUGCGCUACCAGGGCACCGACUGCGCCCUGAUGGUCUCCGCUCACCAACACCCAGCCACUGCCCGCUCCCCCCGUGCCGGCGACUUCGGGGCUGGCUUCGUGGAGAGGUACAUGAGGGAGUUUGGCUUUGUCAUCCCUGAGCGGCCAGUGAUGGUGGACGAUGUGCGGGUGCGAGGCACCGGCCGCAGCGGCCUUCACCUCGAGGACACCCCCAAAGCCCAGAGUGGACCUCCCCGCGUGGACAAGAUGACCCAGUGCUACUUUGAGGGGGGCUACCAAGAGACCCCCGUGUACCUGUUGGGAGAGCUGGGCUUUGGGCAUAAGCUCCAGGGGCCCUGCCUUAUCAUCGACAGCAACAGCACCAUCUUGGUGGAGCCAGGUUGCCAGGCGGAGGUAACAGAGACGGGGGGCAUCCGGAUUUCUGUGGGGGCAGAGGCCCCCAGCACAGUGGGUGCCCGUCUCGACCCCAUCCAGUUGUCCAUUUUCUCACACCGGUUCAUGAGCAUCGCGGAGCAGAUGGGCCGAAUCCUGCAGCGCACGGCCAUCUCCACCAACAUCAAGGAGCGCCUGGACUUUUCCUGUGCCCUCUUCGGGCCCGACGGGGGGCUUGUCUCUAACGCCCCCCACAUCCCGGUGCACCUGGGUGCCAUGCAGGAGACCGUGCAGUUCCAGAUCCAGCAGUUGGGGCCAGACCUCCACCCUGGUGACGUGCUCCUGAGCAACCACCCCAUGGCGGGGGGCAGCCACCUGCCAGACCUGACAGUCAUUACACCGGUGUUCUGGCCGGGCCAGACAAGGCCUGUGUUCUAUGUGGCCAGUCGUGGGCACCAUGCGGACAUCGGGGGCAUCACACCAGGCUCCAUGCCCCCUCACUCCACUACCCUGCAACAGGAGGGGGCUGCCUUCCUGUCCUUCAAACUCGUACAGGGGGGCGUCUUCCAGGAGGAGGAGGUGACUGAAGCCCUGCGGGCACCAGGCAAGAUCUCUGGCUGCAGUGGGACCCGGAACCUCCAUGACAACCUGUCGGACCUCCGUGCGCAGGUGGCAGCCAACCAGAAAGGCAUCCAACUGGUGGGGGAGCUCAUCGGGCAAUAUGGGCUGGACGUGGUACAGGCCUACAUGGCGCACAUCCAGGCCAACGCGGAGCUGGCUGUGCGGGACAUGCUCCGGGCCUUCGGGACGGCCAGGCAAGCGCGGGGCCUGCCUCUAGAGGUGUCUGCAGAGGACCACAUGGAUGACGGCUCUCCCAUCCGGCUACGGGUGCAGAUCAACCUGGGUCAGGGUAGCGCUGUCUUUGACUUCAGCGGCACGGGCUCCGAGGUGUUUGGCAAUCUGAACGCCCCACGAGCCAUCACGCUGUCUGCCCUCAUCUACUGCCUGCGCUGUCUCGUGGGCCGCGACAUCCCGCUCAACCAGGGUUGCUUGGCACCAGUGCGUGUUGUGAUUCCACGAGGCUCCAUCUUGGACCCGUCCCCAGAGGCAGCUGUGGUUGGCGGCAACGUGCUCACGUCACAGCGUGUGGUGGAUGUCAUCCUGGGGGCCUUUGGGGCCUGUGCUGCGUCGCAGGGUUGCAUGAAUAAUGUGACGCUGGGCAAUGACCACAUGGGCUACUAUGAGACGGUAGCAGGUGGUGCGGGCGCGGGCCCUGGCUGGCAUGGGCGCAGCGGCGUGCACAGCCACAUGACCAACACUCGCAUCACUGAUCCCGAGAUCCUGGAGAGCCGGUACCCGGUGAUCCUGCGCCGCUUCGAGCUGAGGCCUGGCUCCGGAGGCCGCGGCCGUUUCCGGGGUGGCGAUGGUGUGGUCCGCGAGCUGCUCUUUCGCGAGGAGGCGCUGCUUUCCGUCCUGACGGAGCGCCGUGCCUUCCGGCCCUAUGGCCUCCAAGGGGGUGAGCCAGGAGCCCGGGGCCUCAACCUGCUGAUCCGUAAGGACGGCCGCACGGUGAACCUGGGUGGAAAGACAUCGGUGGCCGUGUACCCAGGGGACGUAUUCUGCCUCCACACGCCCGGCGGGGGUGGCUACGGAGACCCCGAGGACCCUGCCCCACCCCCAGGGUCAUCUUCACAGGCUCCAGCUUUCCCAGAGCGGGGCAGUGUGUAUGAGUACCGCCGUGCCCAGGAGGCCGUGUGACCCCUAAUAAAGAUCUUGGAAUCACC